AUGAAAAGAAGUACCCUACCACCCCUUCCAAGUCACAGAAACGCAAGUAAGCCACCACCUGCCACCAACAUCGCCAACUCUAAAGCGAGCGGUGCCGCCGCCAUUCCCACCGAGAAUACCACCAACGAAUCAUCCCUUCGACUCCGAAAAUCCUCCAGUUCUUCUUCCUCCUCUGCUCUAUCUCAGUCACCUUCAAUCUCCCGACCCGGCAGUUCUUCAACAACUUCAGAGAAAAACGCAACCGCAGCGAAGAAAAAUAAAAAAGCCGCUCACAAUGCAAUCGAAAAAAGGUAUCGUACAAACAUGAGCGCCAAGUUUCUAGCUCUUGGCAACGCUAUUCCUCGAUCGGGACAGAUUGUCACUCAAUUAGCAUCUAUAAAUGGUCAAGAAAGCACUCACAUUGUCAGAACCGAGACUCAGCGGUAG
Messenger RNA from Talaromyces proteolyticus, 426 nucleotides. RefSeq lists its product as uncharacterized. Gene Ontology annotation, molecular function: protein dimerization activity. The transcript has a single exon. Lineage: Eukaryota; Fungi; Ascomycota; Eurotiomycetes; Eurotiales; Trichocomaceae. The coding region runs from base 1 to 426 and encodes 141 amino acids. The record is from RefSeq and is a predicted model, not a curated record.